Messenger RNA from Brassica rapa (field mustard), 1801 nucleotides. Its product is annotated as glyceraldehyde-3-phosphate dehydrogenase GAPCP1, chloroplastic. Gene Ontology annotation, biological process: glycolytic process; glucose metabolic process. The record is from RefSeq and is a predicted model, not a curated record. Gene Ontology annotation, molecular function: NADP binding; glyceraldehyde-3-phosphate dehydrogenase (NAD+) (phosphorylating) activity; NAD binding. NCBI's taxonomy places the organism in Eukaryota, Viridiplantae, Streptophyta, Magnoliopsida, Brassicales, Brassicaceae. Gene Ontology annotation, cellular component: cytosol.
CAACCCAUUACUUUAAGUAGCAACAGAGUGUCGUCUCUUCACAGUAUAAGUCAGUCGUUGGCACAUACUAUUAAAAUAUCAUUCACUCCGUUGAGUAGACGAAAAGAGUGCAUUUGUUUAAAUUUUAAAUAAGGAAAAAAGAGGAAACACUGCGAACAAUUUGGAUUCUCCACGUUUUUAUUUAUAUAUUUGGGGGGUUUGGCUCUACACCUACUCCAAGAAGCCAUCCAAGUUGUUGUUUAGGGCUUUUUUUUUGACCAGUCCAGGCGAGAGAUCUCUUCAUUUCUCCAAUGGCUUCCUCUUCUCUCCUCAGAUCCGCCGCCGCCGCUGCUGCUACUCGCGCUGACUUUUUCUCGUCGCCGUCGUGUGAUCAUUCCAAGGUGUCUUCUUCAAGUCUUGGAUUUAGCCGCAGCUUUUCUGGUGCUGCGAUUGCUACUGGGCCAUCUUCGUCUUUACAAAGAUGCAAUGCAAGAGCUGUGCAGCCCAUCAAGGCUACUGCUACUCAAGUGCCAGCCGCAGUUCAAAGGUCAAGUAGCACCGGAAAGACUAAGGUUGGGAUCAACGGUUUUGGUCGGAUUGGAAGGUUGGUCCUCCGCAUUGCAACAUCCAGGGAUGAUAUUGAGGUUGUAGCAGUUAAUGACCCUUUCAUUGAUGCCAAGUACAUGGCUUACAUGUUGAGGUAUGAUUCUACUCAUGGAAAUUUCAAGGGAACCAUCAAUGUCAUUGAUGAUUCUACUUUGGAGAUCAAUGGGAAAAAGGUUAAUGUUGUCAGCAAGAGAGAUCCAGCUGAGAUCCCUUGGGCUGAUCUUGGAGCUGAUUACGUCGUUGAGUCUUCAGGGGUAUUUACCACCCUCUCAAAGGCUGCAUCCCAUUUGAAGGGUGGUGCAAAGAAAGUGAUAAUUUCUGCCCCUUCAGCUGAUGCACCCAUGUUUGUUGUUGGGGUAAACGAGAAGACAUACCAACCCAACAUGGAUAUAGUCUCCAAUGCAAGUUGUACCACCAAUUGUCUUGCACCUCUUGCUAAGGUGGUGCAUGAGGAAUUUGGUAUAGUUGAAGGCUUGAUGACAACUGUCCAUGCAACCACUGCUACUCAGAAGACUGUGGAUGGACCAUCGAUGAAGGACUGGAGAGGAGGCCGGGGAGCUAGCCAGAACAUUAUUCCUAGCUCAACCGGUGCUGCAAAGGCUGUAGGUAAAGUUCUGCCAGAAUUGAACGGGAAACUUACGGGAAUGGCAUUCCGUGUACCAACACCAAAUGUUUCCGUUGUGGACUUAACUUGUCGACUUGAGAAAGGCGCCUCUUAUGAAGAUGUUAAAGCAGCCAUCAAGUUUGCCGCCGAAGGACCUCUAAAAGGCAUUCUCGGGUAUACAGAUGAAGAUGUCGUCUCUAAUGAUUUCGUGGGUGAUUCAAGGUCAAGUAUCUUUGACGCCAAUGCCGGGAUUGGAUUGAGCAAGUCCUUUGUGAAACUUGUCUCUUGGUACGACAACGAAUGGGGUUACAGCAACCGAGUUCUUGACCUUAUAGAGCACAUGGCUUUGGUAGCAGCCAGCCGCUAAACACACAACUCGGUUCUUCCACAAGCAUGAGACUUUCUACUUGGAUUGGUUUGGGUUCUAUUAGUUGCGAUAUCUUUUAAGGAGGUUUAGUUUGAAUAACGAGCCUUGCUUAUUUUUGAUUCUGUUUCAGUAUCUUUAACUACGGAUUUGGUCUAAAAGACAAAACGAUGCGACUCAAUAAGAUAUUUGUUGUACUUUACCAAGAUUAGCUUUAUCAGUAGCAUAAGCAACAAUUGUUUGGGAGC